Messenger RNA from Alternaria infectoria, 2355 nucleotides. RefSeq lists its product as uncharacterized. Gene Ontology annotation, biological process: protein insertion into mitochondrial inner membrane from matrix; mitochondrial respiratory chain complex III assembly. Gene Ontology annotation, molecular function: ATP hydrolysis activity; ATP binding. The coding region runs from base 1 to 2355 and encodes 784 amino acids. Lineage: Eukaryota; Fungi; Ascomycota; Dothideomycetes; Pleosporales; Pleosporaceae. Gene Ontology annotation, cellular component: mitochondrial inner membrane. The record is from RefSeq and is a predicted model, not a curated record. The transcript has a single exon.
AUGAGCGAUGAUAGCUGGGACGACGAUGACCGCCGUCACGACUCUCGCCGAAAGACGAAAGAGCGAAGAGUGAAGAAUGAAAAGAACUUCCUCGAGACGUUGAUGGACUCAUCAAUCGAGAACAGCAUGAACAAGCCACUGUUCCAAGCUAUCAAGGUCUGGAUCGAUUGCAACAUAGGCAUAGACCUCACCUAUCUGGUUUGGGCUAUUGCUUUAUGCAUUCCCGCUCGCACAUACGGCAAGGCAACAUAUGACUGGCUCAGUUCGAACCUCACAAACUCACUCGAGCUCGACAGUAGCGAUGCGCUGGUCACCGACCUUUUGAUGUGGAUCAGCAAGCAACCAUCCAACCAGCUGUUCGCCUGGCUUCCGACUUUCGAACAUUUGGAGUGGAAAGAUUUGUCGCAUGAGCAAAAGACCGCCAACAAUGAUGAGAGCAACUCUCACCACCUCAUAGCUUCUGCUGGCUACACUCCUUUCUUCCACGAAGGCGUACCAUUCCUGCUGUACAAACCGGAUGGCCGAGGCUACGUCAACAAACUCACGUUACGCUGCAUGUGGGGCAGUAAAAAGCCCAUUGAAGCCUUGCUGAAAGCCGUUCAUAAGACUGUCAGCGGCCAGAUGACGUCUCUGAGUGUCCGUUACGUCUCUGCCCAUCGCACUGUAAACCAUACUUCGAGGAAACGUAGUCUUGAGACGAUUGACAUGAAUCCGCUCAAGAAACAAGAGCUUCUGACUGAUCUCCAAGUGUUCUUUGCCGAUGGGACGGAGGACUAUUACUACCAGAAUGGAACACCAUACCGGAGAGGUUACUUAUUCUAUGGUCCGGCUGGCACAGGCAAGACCAGCUUGUCUACCGCGAUUGCGAGUCACUACAAUUUGCCGCUUUGCGUCAUCGACCUUGCUGGCAUGGACGACACCCUUUUGCAGAAUCAUGUGAAAAAUCUGCCCGCUCGCUGCGUCAUCCUCUUCGAAGACAUUGACGCUGCGGGCGUUGUCCGUGAACGCACCAUGGCGCUGCCGCCUUUGGAAGAAGAAGAAGAAGAUAAUGACGAUGAGGAGGACGAGGACGAGAGUAGUUCAGAGUCCAUCAGCUCAUGGAAUGCAAGGCCGAAGAAGAAGAAGCGUAGGAAUGUGGAUUCUAGAAAGAAGAAGUCACCGCCUCCGCCGCCUCCCCCGUCGAGGACAAAGGUCACUCUAAGUGGUUUGCUUAACACUCUAGAUGGACCUGGAUCGCGAGAAGGCCACAUCGUCAUCUUGACAACAAACGCUCCCGAUUCAUUGGACGAAGCUUUGUAUCGCCCAGGUCGUGUAGACACCCAAGUGUAUCUCGGUUUCGCUGAUGACAUCACUGCUGGCAUCACAUUCACACGCAUCUUUGGCAGCGAUAAGCAGGUAACUGUGCCGCGGAAAGAGCUCAACCGCAUGGGCCGCCGCUUUGGGCGCAUGAUACCCUCCGACUUCUUUACUCCCGCUGAGAUUCAGAAGUUCUGCAUGAACAGACGUGGUCAGCCACAAAAGGCACUCAAUGAGUUUCCCCAGUUCAUCGACGAAAAGCGAACGGGAAAGACGAACUUCCAGUACGACAUCCACCGACGUGCCCCGCAACCCACGUUUCAAAAGAAGGAAGACGUACGGGACGAUGACUCCAGCGGUGAGGGUCAGGACACUCCCAGCAGUACUGAUGAGUCUGCCGAAGACGUCAAACAACUGAAACCUGGAUCGCCCCAUGCAUCAUCGACGAAGUCGCCCUCUGCAGCACGGCGAAGGAAGUACGUGGUGGAGCAGCUGCACAUAACUCAUAGCAGUCACAAGUCCGAAGACGAUGCUUUGGCAUACGGCGAUUAUUAUCCGAGACGAGGUCAACAAGUUUGGGAGGACCGUCUAGCCGACAGUGUUGCCAAUGCGUGCCUGGAGAUCAAGGGGUUCUUUACUGAAUCACGGCAUCCGUCGCACGGAAACAGUCUGCGUGCAAAUCGGAUUGAAGAGAUGAGCAUGCCCAAUCUUGACCCACGCGUGACCGCGCCGUCACCACUCACUCAGUCCAACCUUGAUGCAAUGUCGCUUGACGAACCUCCAGCGGCAUCGCCAUCUCCGAUCGACUUAAGAGACUCAUCUGUGUACUACACGCCUCUAUCGGUUGGCGAACAGAUUGAGAAGACUUUUCAGCAUCACCGCCGGCCCAGUCAUCCAGAAGUACUUGGUCGUCCUAAUGCUUACCCGUAUGACGGGGCCGUGGCGGAAGUAGCCGAAGGUAAUGCCUGGGAGGAUGAAGUCUCGCCAGCGCCUGAUACAAUGUUACUUCGUAAUUUAGACCCACAGCCGUUGGAGGAUCUCGAGCAGCACUGGAACUGA